Myodes glareolus (Bank vole) is the source of this 1662-nucleotide messenger RNA. RefSeq names its product C-type lectin domain family 12 member B (gene Clec12b). Gene Ontology annotation, molecular function: protein phosphatase binding; signaling receptor regulator activity. Gene Ontology annotation, biological process: negative regulation of signaling receptor activity; natural killer cell inhibitory signaling pathway. Gene Ontology annotation, cellular component: external side of plasma membrane. The record is from RefSeq and is a predicted model, not a curated record. NCBI's taxonomy places the organism in Eukaryota, Metazoa, Chordata, Mammalia, Rodentia, Cricetidae.
CCUUACAAAGCAGCAAAAGGGACUGUCUUGUGUCAGUUAUUUGUCUGUGCAAAAGCCAUCUGGCCUUGAAAAGGAACUGCCUGUGCUGGGCCUGAAGAUACUGCAACAUUACUUUGUAGACUCAUUCUCUCCUAUGAUGUCUGACGAAGUGACCUAUGCAACGCUUAUGCUUCAGGAUUCUGCAAGAGUGGGAAGUCAUCAGGAUAGAAAUAACCUAAGAAAAGAAGGAUACCCAGCUCAAUCCUCCAUUUGGCGAGGAGCAGCCUUGAGCCUGAUGACCCUCUGCCUGCUGCUGGUGACGGGACUGGUGACCUUGGGGAUUAUGUUUUUACAGAUGUCUAAUGAUAUUAACUCAGAUUCAGAGAAGUUAAGUCAACUUCAGAAAAUCAUCCACCCACAGAAGGACAAUCUGUCUGAGUCACUGAACAUCUCUACGAAGGAUCCCACAGAAGAAUCUCUCCAGUCCCAGAUCUCUGCCCUCCUGGAGAGGCAGGGACAGAUGGCUACCAAGCUCUGCAAGGAAUUCCUCAUCCACACUUCUGACCAUAAGUGCAAUCCUUGUCCUAAGACAUGGCAGUGGCAUGGAGACAGUUGCUACUAUUUCACAGUUCAUGAAGAGAAAUCCUGGAGCGACAGCAGAAAGGACUGUACAGACAAAAAUGCCACUCUGGUGAAGAUUGACAGCAUCAAAGAAAGGGAUUUUCUUCAGACACAGCCAUCACUCACUCUCUCGUUUUUUUGGCUGGGAUUGUCCUGGAACUCAACUGGCAGGCACUGGCUAUGGGAAGAUGGUUCGUCUCCCUCUCCAACCCUAUUUAGUGAUCAGGAGCAUGCCAGGUUCAAUGGAUCCAGUGGUUGUGCUUACUUUGAAAGAGGGAAUGUUUACAUUUCUCGCUGUAGUGCUGAAAUUUAUUGGAUUUGUGAGAAGACAGCUUCCCUGGUGAAGAUUGAAGAUUUGGAUUGAUUUGACUUUUCUAAGAGUAUCAAGAAGUAAGGACCCAUUGCAAACCCAAGCAAGAAAGAAGAAAGCUUUGGUAUUUGAGACAAAAACUGACUAAAAAGUGAUUUACUUCAACAAGCCCACAGACAAACUUGCGUCACAGAACAUUCUCCACUUCACUGUCUGAUCCUCUGACUUGGUGUUUUCAUUAUUUCUGUCUUACAGUGAUCCUAAGUACCCAGGAAGUAACAUGUCACUUCAGGCUGCCUCUCCAUAAACACUGUUCCUUGCUUUACUCUUUCAUGUGUUCACACACAGACUUGGUAUUAUUUAAAUAUUAACCACCAGACCAACAUGGGCCCAUGUAAUGGAGCAGGUUCUAGAAGACCCCUGUUAUAAAGACUUCCCAAUUCUGUAGAGUUUUGAGGAAGUCCGAAGUAAAGAACCUGGAACAGCAGGGCUAUAUUGUUGACUUAGAAAUUCUUUACUCUUUUAGAGAUUAUCUGAACAGCUAAUCAGUCUCCAUGUAGAGAUUAACUCUGCUUUGUCUUCCUAUGAAACUACACUACCAAUUCUCAUAACUGAUAGACUAUUUCAUAACUGAUGAAAUAGGAUGAACACUGCAUCGUAGUAUUUUCAGCAUUUAUCUAAACUAAUAAUAUUCAGGCUAUCAAUUUUGUGAACUUGGUUCUAUCAGAAUAAUAAAGAUGUUUAUGCUCUUA